Molecule: messenger RNA, 3031 nt
Organism: Vavraia culicis subsp. floridensis
Lineage: Eukaryota; Fungi; Microsporidia; Pleistophoridae
Exons: 1
Coding region: 1-2598 (865 amino acids)
Molecular function (GO): NAD+ binding
Source: RefSeq, a predicted model, not a curated record
AUGGAGGGAGUUGAAUGGAUUUGUUCACGUCUCACAACGAAUGUACCAACUGCACCGUGGACCGCUUUCCCAUCGACCCUCCAUAUUCUCAGGCACCCUUCCAGCCCUUCAAAAUUCCAAAUGAAAAAAAUUGAUGCGUCCUACGUUCAAGCGAACAAAAGCAUAUUCACCAACAAAAACACGGUCAUAGUGGUAGGGGCCGGUCUAAGCGUGCCGUCCAACAUACCUGAUUUCCGUUCAACUGACGGUCUCUUCGCCACACUCAAAAAGCGCUAUAAAAUACGCGGCGAACACAUCUUCACAUAUCGAUUUACAAUCGAUAAAGAGACGCGUAGCACGUACCUAAAAGUGAUAAGCGAGCUGAAGCAGGCGGUCGAUGCCGCACAGCCAUCGCAUGGCCAUUACUUUCUGAGUCAUGUGCGCGAGUUUGAAAAAAAAGUGCGCGUUUACACACAGAAUGUGGAUGGGCUGGAGGAACGUGCCGGUCUGAAGUGCACCAAGGAUUUUGGCACCGAGCUGGUUUAUCUGCACGGUAAUUUGAACGUGCUUGUGUGCACGUAUUGCGGGUAUAGCAAGCAGUUCGGGAGGGAGGAGCGUGAAGCGUUUGGAAGAGGUUGUGAAGUGGAGUGUGAAAGAUGUUUGACCAAGAAUUACGGGCAGGGAGCAAAGGUGUGCGGUGGGAUGGAUGCGGUAGAGAACGAAGGAAUUGGAGGGGGUGACAAGCGGAUGAGUGAGGGUUUCAAGGACAAAGAGGUGAUGACGGACAGGGAUGGUACCGUGGAGGAAGAAGAGUGUGUGGGCAAAAAGACCGUAUCACGACAUGCCACCGGUAAUGAACAUGCAAGUGCACAGAUCGGAAAAAAUGACAAAAACACGGGCAGAAAAGGUUUGCGUGAUGAGCUCACGAAUGAAAGCACGGACAAGAGCCGGUCCAUGAUUACCGGUGCUCAACCUGGGGAUAAAACCAAAACGAGAACAAACGACCGGUGUGAGUCCAAGGAAAGCAAGACUAAGCCACAAAGAGCGGUUCAAAAUCGCAAAGAAAACGCAAAAGAACAGAAAUCUCUCAAGCACAAGGAUGUACACGCCAGCAAAGUAGAGGGCAGCUACAAGGCCAUCAGCGAAACGCCCAAGAACACGUUAGCGCCAAGAACAAGCCGCAAGUUAGUAACAGGCAUGAUGAACACCAACAUAAUCCACUACUACCAGGUACACCCCGACAGCCACUACAUAGCAACCAUGACCAAGAAAGACAGCAACUGCCAGCUACUCAUAGUGAUGGGCACGAGUCUGAAAGUACACGGUGUCAAGCAACUCGUUAAGUACUUUUCGCGUGUUGUGCGCGCUAAUAACGGAAAGAGCGUGUUCGUUAAUUUGGAAAGCGUGUGUAAGAACAUGAUGGAAUGCUUUGACAUGUUCUACGAGGGCACGAUUGAUGAGUUUUGCGGGGUGCUGGAGGAGUGCGCAGGGCACAAGGAUGAGAGGAAGCUCUCGAUGCGCAAUUUUGUGUGUGUGAGAAGCGGUGGACAGGUUGGCAAGGGAAAAGAUGAUAACAAAUGUGGGCUGCGUGAGAUUAGAGAGAAGUUGAGCAAAAAUAAACCGGCAGCACGGGAACAUCCCAGCAAGAGCGUACAAAAUGGCAGUGAGAAAGAACUGCUCAGCGGUCGAUCAGAUGCACAAGCGAUUGGCAGUGAUGAGCACCACUCGUUGAACACGUGUGCUGGUAAGGACACGAGGAGCGGUCAGCAGCGUAUGCGAAGGCUGAGUGCCAUAGACAACGCAGAAGAAGGCGCGUGUGCUAAAAGCAUCACGAAAAAGGACUCGUUUAGUGCGGUGGAGAGCGAUGCAUGUACGAACGUUUCAAAUAAAAUAGAAGCGAAAGAAAGGCAACAGCACAAUACCGGUGAUUUACGUGAUGCUGGGGCCGUAGGUGCAAACGAAAAUAAAACAGGGGAGGGGAUCGAAAACGUAAAGGGCACAAGAAAUGAUGAGGUGACCGCCAAGGACGUAAAUACCGAUGAGGUGAUCGCCAAGGACGUAAAUACCGAUGAGGUGACCGUUAAGGACGUAAAUACCGAUGAGGUGACCGCCAAGGAUUCGUUGUUAAAAAACGCUAAAAGCACGAAAAAUGCGCAAAAAAGCGGAAAGAAUUCUACGGCUACAAAAAAGAACGAAAAAGCAGCAAAGAACACGGGAAAGAAGGACAAAAACGUGCAAACAAAGAAAGCAAGCAAUUUUAAAGAAUGCGGUGCAUCCACCGGCACGAUCAAAGAGGUGAAAGCGAUAAAUAAGGGCAGCGAGAACCAACAGCAGGACCAAAAGCGUACCAUCAAGAAAAUGAGCUUGAUACGUAUAAAAACGAAGAAAACGGCUAUUACGCCACCGGAACAGAGCAAUGGCACGUGCACAAGCGGUGUUUACGAUGAACAACCGUUUGAUUCUAUUCGUGUGAGCGAGGGUGCUGGCGAUAGCGUAGGGAAGAGCACGUGCUUAACACCUAGGAAGAAGAUGAACAAGAGUAAGAAAAUGGCGUUGAAGACGGCCGAUCUUGAUUUGGGCAGCUCUCCGGUGGUGAAGAAGAAACAAAAGAAGAAAUGAUGGCAACGAAAAUUAAAUGUAUUGAUGAACUGUUUUGAAUCGUAGUAUUUGUUUUGAUGGCACGUAUGAUCUGUGAAAAGUGUUCUUUGGGGAAGGUGCUUACACAUGCAUGCCUAAUGGUUGAUCGCAGAGCAUGUCAUUGCACCCAUAUGCGAUCAGGAACGCUAUCAAGAUCAAUCUCAGGCCCUUUUACCACAUUACAUGGUAAAAUACACCAGCACUGUCCCUACCAAUGACUUACACACUGCCCAUAAUCCUGGCAUACCUGUAGAACAGCCCUUAUACACCACGCUUUUACCUGCUGAUCCGGAUUUAAAGCUCAUUCUGUGCGAUCGUUCCAUACGAACACGAUAUUCCCACCGCUCGGCUGAUGUGUGCAAACGUUGCAUCGUGCUCCAACAAAGUGCUCAGCAUUGGCGCGUGCACUCCUCCA